AGGCGGAACCUCAACGCUCUUACAGCGCCGCUGCACGGACACAUUUCAGCGACGGAAGGUGUUUGCAGAAGCAGCUUCGGUUUGUUUUGUUUGUUUAAUCGUCGUUUAUUUUAAAUAUAUUCAGAGUUAACAGUAAAGAUGUGGAGGAAAAGCUCGUCUGAGGGCUCUGACCGGUUUGAAUAUCUACAAACUCUGGUCACUGAAUUUCAGGACACCGACAGCGAAGAGGCAAAGGAGCAGGUGCUGGCUAACCUGGCCAACUUUGCGUACGACCCAAAGAACAUGGAGUAUCUGAGGGAGCUGCAAGUGACCGACCUCUUCUUGGACAUGCUCACUGAGGAGAAUGAGAACUUUGUGGAGUUUGGGAUGGGGGGGCUGUGUAACCUGAGUAUGGACCCUGAAUGCAGAGACAACAUCCUACAGAGCAGCGGGAUCAGUUUAGUCACAAACUGUCUGUCAAGCCGGAGGGAAGAGACCGUCCUGUCAGCCAUCACUAUACUAAUGAACCUCACAACGACCUCAUCGCGCUCUGCGAUCACUGACCCGGCCAUAGUGCAGUGCAUGCUGCGCUUCUCCCUCUCUGAGAGCCCCCGCCUGCGCAACCUGGCCGCUGUGUUCCUGCAGGACUACUGCACCGAGGAGCAGGUGGCCCGAGCGGAGCAGCAGAUGCAGGGACAGCAGACCGCAGUCGGUAUCCCGCUGCCCGAGGACUAAGUUACAGCUGAGGUGUCCAUGUGAGAUAAGUUUUCUCUCUAUGAGAGAGACAUAUUUAGAAAUAUUUAACACUAUACGACCAACAAUAUAUGAUAUUGUUGAACACCACACUCCACAACCUUGGCCGUUAAUCUGCUGCAAUAAGAGCCUCAACUCUUCUUGUUUCAGUCUUUCCACCAGAUGUUGAACCUGGCUGCAGGGAUUUGCUCCCUUUUAGCCACAUUAGUGAGGUCCAACCCUCACAGUCGGUGUUUCACUUCAUUCUAAAGGUGUUUGAUCGGGUUGAGCUCUGUGCAGGCCAGUCAAGUUCUUCCACACUAAACUGUGAAAACCGUUUCUUUAUGGAGCUGGAUCUGAGCACGGGGGCAUUGUCAUGAUGAAACAGGAAAGGGACAAAUGCAAAAUGUUGCCACAAGGUUGGAAGUGAUAUUUUUAUUCUCUAAAAUAUCACAGCAGAAUUAAGAUUUCACAUUCAACAAGAAGUGUUCAUUCCUUUGCCUUUUGAAGUGAUUUCCUAAAGCCUGGUGAAGAUGCUGGAGCAUGUCAAAGCCAACUGUUUGACUCCUGCACUCUAUAAAACUCCCAUGUCCUGAAACAUUAAUCCAAACCCCAAAUAUGUAAAAUAAAAAAUCCUAAAUAAACCUCGAGUUUCCUCCGUAAGAGCCAGGGGCCCUGUUUGUUUUCUUCUGGGCUCUUAAGAGCUAUUUCUGGGCCUUCAGGUCUAGACAGAAGACGACAUCUGAUCCUGCAGCCCAGCGUCAGUUGGACACAUGCACAUGUAGCUGACUCCAGAGGAAAUUCUUUACAGCUUUCAGUGUCUGUGACACUCGCUCAUUUUAAACUCUACAAAGUUCUCAUUUUCAGUCGGUGUGUGUGGAAGUGUGUGUUUCUGAAUGGCAUUCCAAGGGCUUAAGAGGCGUGCACCUGCCGCCGAGAUCAAUAAAAAUACCUUCAUUCUUCCCGUAAUAAGAGAAACACCCAUGCCUGGUUUUAAUAAUGUGGUAAAAUAUUUAUUUCAAGUUGAUGUAAAAAAGGAAUGAGUGAACCUGAGUGGUUCAACAUCUAUAACAAGACUGACCAUCAGUUUACUGUACAGUGGCUCAACGAGACAGCCGCUUAGUUACGGAUCGUUCUGCAUCUUUUGGGUUCAAGUUUCUAUUAUCUAUAUUAUUAAGCAG
Molecule: messenger RNA, 1892 nt
Organism: Micropterus salmoides (largemouth bass)
Lineage: Eukaryota; Metazoa; Chordata; Actinopteri; Centrarchiformes; Centrarchidae
Gene: armc7
Product: armadillo repeat containing 7
Exons: 3
Coding region: 139-714 (191 amino acids)
Source: RefSeq, a predicted model, not a curated record